This is a messenger RNA of Ectocarpus sp. CCAP 1310/34, 607 nucleotides long. The record is from the annotation of a GenBank genome assembly. Lineage: Eukaryota; Phaeophyceae; Ectocarpales; Ectocarpaceae.
AUGCUUGGAGGCAAGGGGAACUUCGCUGUGGUUAUGUUGGAUGUCGACGGUAACGAAUCUUGGAGGUGGCAAGUGCGGUGAGGUGUCAAAGCUUGUAGCUGCCGGGAAUGUUUUUUGCGAGAAUUUAUUGUCACUGAGCAACAUCCCUGUGGUGGUGCCGCAUCUGUAUUUAGACAAGAUGUCUCGGCAAACCGCUCUGAGGAACACCAGGGAAGUUGACAACAAUGGCCACAUUGUAUGUAUAUCACUUGAACACUUUCCGUGCUCUACUGAUGGUGAUUGCCAACACCAAACAUACCAGGAAACCAGCUAACACGAUACAAACUGGACGCUAUGCCCUACCUACCAUGCACCAGGUGUACCAUUCUCUUCUACUGUAAGCAUCACUGAUACGCUACCCCAAAGGGUCAAAUGAGUUUUUUUUUUUUUUGUUUGAAAAACGAGUAAUGUACUGCUGUAGCCUUCUUUCCAUCUUCCAUGAUUUCUACAUCAAUAUUAUAUAUUUCUCCUUAAAUUCCUAAAUCCAGCAAGCUGGCAAUAGACACUGCGCCGUGUCCCCUGUGAAGGUUACAUCUUACAGUACACGACACUACGGAGGGAUUCUCCC